CAACAUAGUUCCUAUAAAAGCUAUAUUAUCCAAUAAUGCAUUGCUCCAAUUCUGCUCCCAAUGUAACAACAUUUUCACCACUUAUUAUGAAUUUCUCCUAAUUCUCAACAAAUUACCCAAGCUUCUAAUUUUAAUUUAUUUAUCUAUUUUUGUAGAGUUAUUAUACCUUUAAGAAAAACUGCACCAUGUGUCAAAAGGAGGCACAAAAUUUGCUAUCAACCGCAGAUGGUGAAUACAUCAUAUAUGCAGAUAGAGGAAGAGUCACAAAUCUCAGAAAAAAUAAUGAAUAUGAACAUUCAAGUGAACCAACCAAAAAGUCAACACCAAGUGGUCAAAGACUACUCAAAGGUUAUGAAUUAGUAGACCUAAUGGAAAUGGCAAAGACCAAUAAAUUGAAGAAAUUGGAGUUCACCAAAACUAGGAGCGUGAGAAUGACUUUCAACGAGGAAAAGAAAGAUGGCCCUCUCAAAAAUUGGUCCAACAAGAAAGCCCAACAAAGGCCCAACAAAAAUAACAACCCAAAUCAUGUUGGGCAAUGUUGUUGCAAAAAUGAAUCAAAUGCAAACACUAGCCCAAAAAUGGAUCAAAUACUAUAUUUACUAUACUUACCGUAA
Messenger RNA from Arachis ipaensis, 614 nucleotides. The record is from RefSeq and is a predicted model, not a curated record. NCBI's taxonomy places the organism in Eukaryota, Viridiplantae, Streptophyta, Magnoliopsida, Fabales, Fabaceae.